GAAUGGCAGCAGCGGCGGCCCCGAGAGACAGUGGCCCCGGUAUGGACGCCCGGCUGGACCAGGAAACGGCCCGGUGGCUGCGCUGGGACCAGAAUCCUUUAACAUUGGAGUCAGUGAAACAACUAAUUGCAGAAGGUAAUAAAGAGGAACUACAAAAAUGUUUUGGGUCCCGAAUGGAGUUUGGGACAGCUGGCCUUCGAGCUCCUAUGGGAGCAGGGAUUUCUCAGAUGAAUGACUUGACCAUCAUCCAGACUACACAGGGGUUUUGCAGAUACCUGGAAGAACAGUUCAGUGACCUGAAGCAGAGGGGAGUGGCGAUCAGCUUCGAUGCGCGUGCGCACGCCCCCAGCGGGGGCAGCAGCAGAAGGUUUGCCCGACUUGCUGCCACCACAUUCAUCAGCCAGGGGAUUCCUGUGCACCUCUUUGCUGCUAUAACCCCAACCCCUUUUGUGCCCUACACAGUGUCACACUUGAAACUUUGUGCUGGGAUCAUGGUCACUGCCUCCCACAAUCCAAAGCAGGACAAUGGCUAUAAGGUCUAUUGGGAAAAUGGAGCCCAGAUCAUCUCUCCGCACGACAAAGGGAUUUCUCAAGCCAUUGAAGAAAAUCUAGAACCCUGGCCUCAGGCUUGGGACGAUUCUUUAAUUGACAACAGUCCCCUUCUUCACAACCCCAGUGUGUCCAUCAAUAAUGACUACUUUGAAGACCUUAAAAAAUACUGUUUUCACAGGAAUGUGAACAAGGAGACCAAAGUAAAGUUUGUGCACACUUCGGUCCAUGGUGUGGGUCAUGACUUCGUGCAGUCGGCUUUCAAGGCUUUUGACCUCAGUCCUCCAGAGGCCGUUCCCCAGCAGAAAGAUCCCGAUUCUGAGUUCCCAACUGUCAAAUACCCGAAUCCCGAAGAGGGUAAAGGUGUCUUGACUUUAUCUUUUGCUUUGGCUGACAAAACCAAGGCCAAAAUUGUCUUAGCAAAUGACCCAGAUGCGGAUAGACUUGCUGUGGCAGAAAAGCAAGACAGUGGGGAAUGGAAAGUGUUUUCAGGCAAUGAACUGGGGGCUCUCCUGGGCUGGUGGCUCUUUACUUCCUGGAAAGAAAAGAACCAAGAUCGCAGUACCCUCAAAGAAGCAUACAUGUUGUCCAGCACUGUCUCCUCCAAAAUCUUGCGUGCUAUUGCCUUAAAGGAGGGCUUUCAUUUUGAGGAAACAUUAACUGGCUUUAAGUGGAUGGGAAACAGAGCGAAACAGCUAAUAGACCAGGGGAAGACUGUCUUAUUUGCAUUUGAAGAAGCUAUUGGCUACAUGUGCUGCCCUUUUGUUCUGGACAAAGAUGGAGUCAGUGCCGCUGUCAUAACUGCAGAGUUGGCUUGCUUUCUAGCAACCAAGAAUUUGUCUUUGUCUCAGCAGCUAAAGGCCAUCUAUGUGGAGUACGGCUACCAUAUUACCAAAGCUUCAUAUUUUAUCUGCCAUGAUCAAGGCACCAUUCAAAAUUUAUUUGGAAACCUGCGAAACUAUGAUGGGAAGAAUAAUUACCCAAAAGCUUGUGGCAAAUUUGAAAUCUCCGCCAUUAGGGACCUUACAACAGGCUAUGAUGAUAGUCAAGCUGAUAAAAAAGCUGUUCUUCCUACCAGUAAGAGCAGCCAAAUGAUCACCUUCACCUUUGCUAAUGGAGGUGUGGCCACCAUGCGGACCAGCGGCACAGAGCCCAAAAUCAAGUACUAUGCAGAGCUGUGUGCCCCUCCUGGUAACAGUGAUCCUGAGCAGCUGAAGAAGGAAUUGAAUGAACUUGUCGAGGCUAUAGAAGAAAACUUUUUCCAGCCCCAGAAGUAUAAUCUGCAGCCCAAGGCAGAGUGACGUAUUCAAGCCUCCGACAGAGCUGCAUUUACUUCCAAUUAAGCUGAACUUGAUUUUAAGUAAUAUUUUUGACUGCCAAUGACUCCAGUUAUAGCUAUAAGUAUUUACAUAUUUUAAAAAUAUCUCUAGCCUUCAUUGUUUUAUGUUUAAUCUUUGAG
Messenger RNA from Castor canadensis (American beaver), 2008 nucleotides. RefSeq names its product phosphoglucomutase 2 (gene Pgm2). Gene Ontology annotation, biological process: carbohydrate metabolic process; purine ribonucleoside salvage. Gene Ontology annotation, cellular component: nucleus. The record is from RefSeq and is a predicted model, not a curated record. Gene Ontology annotation, molecular function: magnesium ion binding; phosphopentomutase activity. Lineage: Eukaryota; Metazoa; Chordata; Mammalia; Rodentia; Castoridae.